Molecule: messenger RNA, 7744 nt
Organism: Myxocyprinus asiaticus (Chinese sucker)
Lineage: Eukaryota; Metazoa; Chordata; Actinopteri; Cypriniformes; Catostomidae
Product: disks large-associated protein 1-like
Exons: 12
Coding region: 312-3371 (1019 amino acids)
Biological process (GO): signaling
Cellular component (GO): postsynaptic specialization; glutamatergic synapse
Molecular function (GO): molecular adaptor activity
Source: RefSeq, a predicted model, not a curated record
UGAGGACUCAGCGGUAGGGGGACCUCCUAUCCACCGAAAACCGGGCUUUAAUUCCGUUCACACAGCGAGACCCCGACAGAGUCCACCACUGAUUCACGCACCCUUGCUGCACCAUUACGGAUUUAUUGCUUUUUACAGUCUGUUUUCAACUGUAAUGAUCUGCUCUGUGAAACUCGAGUGAGGCAUACGUCCUGCAUGGAGGAUGAGAGGGAGGAAUUAAUCACGGGGAGCAACAAGAUGAGUAAAAAGUGAAAAUAAAGCAGUAGGUUCAGUGUGUGUGGAUGAGGCUGUGAGAGUGUGAGUGGAUCAGGAUGACGAUGAAAGGCUUGUCCGCCAGUCGCAGUCACCACCACACACUUACACACUGCGACCCCUCCUAUGACUCUCUGACCCUCCGUCACGACCGAUGCCCCUAUGUCCUCAACCCCGCCCACUCAAAUGACCAUGCCUACUAUGGAUGCCAGUCGGACCUAGCCAGCAGCACAUUUCCACGGCGACAUCACAACUCGCAUCCAGAGAUGAAGGACGAAUGUGCAGUAGUGCCAUAUGUAGGACUAGGGGGAAUGGCCGGGGGAAGUGGGUGUGGCCCAUGUGGCAUCCCCCCAUCCCUACUGGAGCAGUUUGACCACCAGCAACCAGUGCGAAAGGACGGCUAUCACACGUUGCAAUACAAACGCACAGCGGCCCUGGAGCACCAGCGCAGCGACAGUCCUGGGCGAAUACGGCAUCUCGUACACUCCGUCCAAAAACUGUUCACUAAGUCCCACUCCCUGGAAGGUCCCAGCCAACGUAGCCUCAAUGGCAAUGAUCCAACCAUCCCAGCCGAUGCUAUGGCUACCGCCACUUCCCACCCUAACGUCUCCACAAUGACCAUAGGCACCUUGCACAAGACAUCAAGCAACAAACGAGGGAAAAGCAAGGAAAGGAGUCGCUCUGAGUCCAAACCCCAUGCUCGCUCGCCCGGCUCAGGUUACUGGAGCUCUGAUGACACUCUGGAUAGGGAGAUCUGCCUGUACCACCAGCACCAACCCUCUGGAGUAAUGACCAUGGGGCGUCAUCCAGACAAAUCUCAGUCCCACUACAUCCUGGGUCAGAACUACAACACACUAGGUGGUGGACGUUCCUCUCUGAAGACAUCACGCAGCAACAACGAUGUUGGAAGCUGUACCACAUGCUCCAAUGUCACAGGAGGCACGCUGGCUAUCAGAGGUCCAACACCGAUAGACCAGGCUGGGCCUCUUGUGAAGAAGAGCUCCUGGUCUAGCACGCUGACGGUGAGCAGGGCCCGAGAAGUUUACCAAAAGGCCACGGUCAAUAUUGAUAAAGCCAUAGUCAAAGCACAGACCUGCCAGCAGGGACGAACCUGCCAGUUUUUACAGGUUCCUCAGGAUGAGUGGGGUGGGUUCUCGUCUAUGGGUCAGGAUGACGAGAUCCCAUGCAGACGGAUGCGGAGUGGCAGCUACAUAAAAGCCAUGGCAGAGGACGACAGCGGAGACUCCGACUGCAGCCCUAAACCAUCUCCCAAAGUCCAGGCACGGAGAGCCAGCUACCUUAAAGCAACCCAACCCUCCCUCACCGAGAUGACCACGCUCAAGAUCAGUACAGAGUCACACUCUCCCAAGCUGCAGAUUCGGAGUCACAGUUACCUGCGAGCGGUGAGUGAGGUUUCAAUCAACCGCAGUUUCGACAGUCUGGACCCAGCUGCCCUGCUGGCCUCACCCAAAUUUCGCUCCCGAAAUGAGAGCUACAUGAGGGCCAUGAGUACCAUCAGUCAGGUGAGCGAGGUGGAAGUGAACGGACAGAUAGAGGCCGUGUGUGAGAGUGUGUUCAGUGAGAUGGAGUCGCAGGCUGUGGAUGCUCUUGAUCUGCCGGGGUCCGGAUGCUUCCGCAUGAGGAGUCACAGUUAUGUGCGGGCCAUUGAAAAAGGCUGCUCACAGGACGAGGAAGAAGAGGAGAGGGCGACAAGUCAGGCCAUCUUACCACCUCGAACUGCAACUACUGUCAGAACCAUCCAGAGCAGCACAGUAUCAUCAUGUAUCACCACUUACAAGAAAACUCCGCCCCCGGUCCCACCCAGGUCAACACCCACCAGGCCAUACAUCUCCAUAACAGCCCAGAGUAGCACAGAAUCAGCCCAGGAUGCCUACAAUGAGCUAACUGGCUCAGGCCCUCCUAACCGGGCCUUAGCAGCGGCCCAGUCUGGCCUCAGCAACUCCACAGAGAGCAUCGAUAGCAUGAAGGCUCUGACGGCAGCCAUUGAGGCAGCAAAUGCUCAAGUCCACGGCCCAGCCAGCCAACAUGUGACCAACAGCACUAUCACCAUCACCACAGCGACCGCUACUGCUAGUGUAACACACAUCUCACAGGACGCUAAGAGAGACGCCCUAAGGAAGUGCCUGUCCAUUGGGAUACAGGUGGACGGUCCUGAGGAAACUGGCCAAUCAGAAGUGCAUUGCAAGUUUCAGUCAGUGGGCAUUCAAGUAGAGGAUGAGAGAUGCCAUCGCAGAGUCACACGCUCUAACAGCGUCACCACUGCCGUUCAAGCUGAUCUUGACCUUCUGGAGGGUCUCAGGGACGACCAGUUUGCGCAGACCCACCAGGGGCCAAUCAUCCGCCAACCGUCCCAAGAUGCAGCCACCUGCACUGUCAGCAUCCAGGGCUCUGGAAACCAUUACCACGCCUGUGCCCAGGAUGACUUUUGUGACGUGGGCUUCGACCCGUCCAUUCUGCCCCCGCCAGACCCCUGGAUGGACGGAGCAAUGGAGGAAGAAUAUGGGGGCAGAGUGACAGUGUCCGUGUGUCCGCAGGACGGACGCUGGUUUCUGAAGCUGCUGCAAGCAGAGGUGGAGAGGAUGGAGGGGUGGUGCCAACAAAUGCAGCAAGACGAGCAAAAGAAUGAGCUGCCGGAAGAGAUCCUUGGCAAGAUUCGUAGUGCGGUGGGCAGCGCUCAGCUGCUAAUGUCACAGAAAUUCCAGCAGUUCCGGGAGCUCUGCGAAGAAAACUUGAAUCCCAACGCCCACCCGCGGCCUGUGUCUCAGGAUCUGGCAGGAUUCUGGGAUAUGCUGCAGCUGUCCAUUGAGAAUAUCAGCCUGAAGUUUGAUGAGUUACACCAGCUGAAAGCCAACAACUGGAGAGCUCUAGAUCCACCCGAGAAAAAGGAGAGGCGUGUCCCCCCUCCGGUACCCAGGAAACCGAGGAAGGGUCCCGUCCUGCUGGUGCGAGACCGAUCUCUGGAGGGCUCACAGCGGCUGGAGGCACGCAAACGGCUUCUAGCAGCUAAACGUGCAGCUGCCUCUCAGCGCCAGAGUUCUGUCACAGAAUGUGCAGACAGUAUCGAAAUAUACAUCCCGGAAGCUCAGACACGAUUAUAAUGUCUCUCUCGCACUGAAAAUCCUGAAAAGAGGUGCUUAGAGGCCUAAAUAGACAUUGAAACACACCUACUCAAAUUCAACCACAACACAAAAGCACUGAAUGACAAUGACAAGGCAGGGUAGCUGUAAAAUAAUCACUCCUCUUUUCUUGUGUAAAAGAGAAUUUAUUCACUGUGGGGUUCUACUGUAUGUAUUUAGAACUUAAAGAAAUUGUUCACUCUAAAAUUAACAUUUUGUCAAUAUAAAUUCACCCUCAUGUCAUUCCAAACUAAAAUGACUUUUUUUGCUCUGUGUAACAAAAAAUAUGAUAUUUGUAAAGAAUCUUCUCACGGGUCUUUUCCAUGCAAUGGCAGUUCUUAGUGAUCAUGUCUGUUAAGCACCAAAAAUCCCCACAAAAAACAAACAAACAAAAAAACCUUAAAGUAAUUCAUACAACUUGCACUCAUUAUUAAUACAUAUAAAUUAAUAAUUAAUUAAUACAUAUACUGUAUAUUAUGCUGUAGUCUUCUGAAGCCAUAUAAUAGCAUUGUGUGAGGAACAGACUGAAAUUGUAUCUAAUUAAAUCAGUCUUGUUCUCAAGAUAACAGCUCACUAGUGUGGAAGAUUCUCAGUGAAUAAUAACUUAAAUUUAGAUUUUUUCGUCGCAUAAAGUUAUAAAAUGGCUUCAGAAGACUUGGAAUAUAGUGUGCGAAUCUUAUGGACUACUUUUAUGGUGCUUUUUUGGUGUUUAUUUGUCUUUUUUUUUUUUUUUACUUAACAGACAUGUAUUCGUUUGGAAAACGCAGAGUAAAGAUUCUUCAGAAAUUAAAAUGUUGUGGUCCCUGGAAAAAAAAUAAACGCAUUCAGGUUUUGAACGACACAAACGUGAGGAAAUAAUGACAGAAUUUUCAUUUGUGGGCAAACUAUUCCUUUAAUUUUAUUCUCUUUCUCUCUGUCCUGCCAUCUGCGAUGUAGCUCCCUUGUUAAACUCCCAAAGACUUUUAAAUGUUUCUAUUAGACACUAUAUUAUAUUUAAUUGUUUAAAUAACCAAUAAUAUAUAUUCAUGCCUUCAGCACAACAUAGUGUGUCUGUUAAUACUACUAUCCAAAUAAUGCACACUACUGAAUUUCAAUGAAGUAUUACAUGAGUUUAAUAUUGUCAUUUGUAGAUUUUUGCAGUUACUGUGUAAGAGCCAUGUCUUGUGUUCUCAUGGAGGACAUAAACUACUAAAAGGGCAACAAACCGAUUACUUCUGAAGAGUUUCACAUUGAUAUUUGUCUGUGUGUACAGGUUCUGAUAUACUUGUGAGGGCCAUUUAAAAAAAUAAAUGUCAUAUUUAUAUAGUAAAACAUGUCAUAAACCAACUUGUAAGGACAUUUAAAGUGGUCAUCACUGUUUAGUGCUCAGAAAUUGGCCAAAUUAGGAUUUUAUUUAAAUCCUGUGAUUUCAGUGAGGGUCGGUUUAGGGGUAGAAGUAGGGAUGGGUUUCAGCAAAUAUAAUUUUCUUUAGCUAAAUACAAUUGUUUUUAUGAUAUGCCCUCACUAAUAUAGCGAAACCAACGUGUGUGUGUGUGUGUGUGUGUGUGUGUGUAUGACAGUCUUUCUUUAUGUGUAAUACACUCUCUAAUGCUUGUCACCGUGCACCUUUGAGACAGGGCGAGGUUGUUCUGUUCUCAGUAUCAGGGGAAAGAAUGUCAAAACCACCUCUCUCACUGUCUUCUCCUCUUUCUUCUCUUAUUUUUCAGCCUCCCACGUCGUCAUCUUCUCCCGUCCCCUCAAAUCUUCUUUUUUCGAUACAUAUAACCCACCUUGCUCUCCUUCAUUCUAUCUCAUUUCCUGUACGCUCACUAUCUUUGCUUAGCAGUAGCACCUGUAGUGACACGGAUGUCCAUCAAAUCUGACAAAUGCAACACAUUUACUUGCCCACUUCAUCUGUCACUGCUCAAUACGUCAAAGUCACUGAUGGAAAUGCUGUCGAAAUGCGGCACUCUCAAAAAUUAGCAAUGUGUUACGUUAUGAAACAUUACAUAAUGGCAAUCAGGGAUUAAAUUGAGCAUUACACUGUGUCCUAAACAGGUGUGAUGCGAUAAAGGAUCGCGAUAAAAACAAUCUCUUCUGUGUGUGUUUUUGUCUGUCGUUUGGUUUCAGCUUCUGUGGUCUUGUGCUGGUUAGCCCCACCCACUGUAAAAUCUUAUUGGUCCAAAAUUACACAUCAAAUAUUUUAUAAUUGGUUGUGAUUGUGCCGCAUCGCGCAGCAGUUUCGCAUUCAGUUUGAAAUUACAAAUUGCUUGUCUCUGACAACUUGUAGCAUUGCGCCUGUUUAACGUGACAUUGGAGCACAGGAAACACGCUUAUUUCGAGAAAUGCACACUGUUUAGAGUAUUAUGUAAAUAUUUAAACUAUGAACUACGAGAGAUUCCUGAUUGCUCACUAAUAUAGCUCCUCACUACAUUUGUCGAUAUGUUUGUAUAAAUCAAUCUAAAAUAAAAUUGCAGUAUUUUUUAAUGCAGAAAGUGUGAUGAGUUGUAUACAUAUUUACGACCUGAUAAAACAAAAUCAGAACUGAAAACAUCUAUAUAUCUCCUUCUCUACCAUUACGUUUCAAAGUAUCAUUUGAAAUACUAAAGCUGCAAUGUCAUGACUUAAUAAAUGACAUACAGUGACAGAGCAAUUUAUUUAUUUAUUGUAUUAUGAUCACAAGAGUUAGCAUGAUAGUGUCUUUAUCUUUGGCCAAGUCAGUGUGUGUGUGCGUGUGUGUGUGUGUUAUUGCCUCAUCUAAGUGCAUGUACCCAAGUGCUUCCUAAUUUCUUUUUUUCAACCCGAAAUGUAGCACAGUUGAUACUUUGUAAUAUAGAUCAGCUUCUUUCCUUCCUGAAUUUUGAUUUAUACUAAGAUGUAUAUACUUUCAGCAACCCUGCGGAGACAGAGCAAGUAGACAUGUAUUAAAGCAGAGCACAUACCAUCAGUUUAUUAUUUUUCUAUUUUAAUUUUUGCAUUUCAGAGUUACACUUUCUUGUGCUGCUCUUGUUUCAUUAAUUUGUUUUUAAACUGACAUAUUUUUCAAUAUUUGCUUGUCUAUUCUGAACCACACUGUCUCAUCUUUUUCAAUAACAAAUAAUACUAAUUUGCACUUGUUUCAUAGGUUAAAUAAACAGAGCUAUUUCUUUUUGAGUUGGCUCAAGAUGUUUCACUGUGGAUAGAUACAUCACUAUAAAUAUACUGAUAUUAAUUUCCCAGCAGCCAAUGUGCAGCCAUCCUCUAUUUUGAUAUACACUUCGGUUGCAUUGGCUUUUGUUGUUGUUUCUUUGUAGAGUUUAUAUUAUUAACCAAACUCUUAGUUCCAGUUAUUAUGCACUAGAGAGCCCUUAUACUGUGGUUAACGUUUGUUUUCAAAUAUUUCAAUGUUUAAACGCUCGGCCUUAAUUUAUGAAUAUACUGUACUGUAUGAUUGUCAUGCACAUUGUAGCCUCAGGGGAGACUAUAUAACGUGUAUGAAUGUGUGUGCGUGUAUCUGUGUGUUUUUGUUUGUGUAUAGCCUAUCAUGAAGAGGUCUUAUACUGGAGAUAUACCUAAAGCAUUCAAUACUGGCAACAAAAUACCCAUUCAUAUUGAUAUUUAUUUUCACUGUAUCAAUAAGUUCAGUAAUAUUUUGGGACAUUUAAGCUACAGUUCAAAUAUAACUACCUUUGAUUUAUUUAAAAAAAAAAAAAUUCCAGUUCCAGUUUUAAUAUGCAAAAGAAAGUGACCCAAUGAAAAAUGACCCAUGAAUUUUUGACAGUAAAACAAUAUCAAAUUGAAUGUGGAUGGACAAUCAAUGAUUAAAACAAUGAUUAUAUUUUUAAAAAUCCUGAAUAAAUUUAGCAAACUAAAAUAUAGACUAAUUUAAGUCUAUUGAAAUAUUAAUUGGUUACAUUUAAUUUUUCUGUGCUUUUUAGUAUUUAAAGAGAUAUUUAUGAGACAUUAGAGAGAUAUGUUGUGAGAUUAUAGCACUUAACUUUUUUCACGAUUUAUCACAAACUUGGACAUAUGUCAUUUUCUUGAAUGUUGUCUUUCACUGAUGUGGAAAAUAUUGGUUUAACAUGAUAAGUCCUGACUUUUAGGGUUUUAUCUCCCAAAAUAGAAGAAAAUCAUAUUGUGUAUUAUUGCCAAAAUAUGGACUGAGCACUACAAUGAACUUUGUCAAAUGAAGGCAGUUUAUUAUGUAUUUCCUGUUCUUGUACAAGCAUAAAAUCUAUCAAAAUGACUGUGUGUAAAUACAUGAAUGUUCUUCAUUGUAAAUGUAACCUACAUCCAAUAAUAUCUUACUACUUACAUUUUGUAUUUACUGUAACAACACUGUUGAUGUUAUUGCACGUGUAUGAAAUUUUGAUCAAUAAAAGUUACAGACACUCACA